CAGCAAUGGCCGCCUCGAGUCGGCGACAUCCCAACCUCGACGACUGUCUCGGAUUAAACUGGAGCCGCUGGGCGGACAUGGUGGAUGUGUCCCCGCCGGACGCCGGGUCUAAUGCUGAAGACAACAGCCACUGCGGGAGGAACCCAUCUGACAUCAUGACCCUCAGGAAAGAAGACAUGCACAUAUAUGGCCACUGCCCGGCAUCCGAUGAUUUCUAUUUGGUGAUGUGCAGUCACUGUGGUCAGGUGGUGAAGCCCGGAGCGUUCGAGAAGCACUGUGAGAGGCGCCAUGGAGAAAGGCAGAAAGACGGCGGUCUUCAUGAGGAUGGCGCCCCCUCCUCAGCAGCAUUACCUGUCCACCCGCUCAGGCCUAGUAAGGCCAAGAGGGAGGCCGCAAGUUUGCCUUCAGUGCUAAAGUCCUCUCGGGAGAACCUCCCAAUCCCACAAAACUCCCUGCCAAUGCCUCGUUCCCGGGUUCCUCCAUGUCACUCGGGACCCCUGCCCCCGGGCCUCUGUUCCUCCUCUGGUUCUACCGAGAGGCCCUCUGAGCAGAAGUCCACAGCUGGACAGACCACUCAGCCUCGCACUCCUCUGCGAGGAACGAGAACCUACAGCCGGACUUAUAAAAACGUAGCCAAGAAAGAACGUGACCUGAAUAAAAACUGCAAGAUCCUGGAUCCAGAGAGGAAGAUGCUGAGCACCCGGGAGCUUAUAUGCAAUGCCAAUACAACGCAGCCAAAAGCACAGGGAAGGACUAAGACGUCUGAUCAGCUGUCUGUGGAGCAGAGAGAGAGGAUCCCCUGUGCAGGUCGAGAUAUGGAGCCGCUUCUUGUCAAAUUAAAAGACAAAGAGCAACAUUCCGAAGCUUUUGAAGAGAAACUAACUCAGGGUAGCAGACACAACCUCGGCAGCAACUGCCACAUUCUCGGGUCCAAGGAUACAGAAGAAGAUUUUCCAGAAGAGGAAGGCGACCGCACUGUGGAAGAGGAGGUGCAGCCUCCCUAUGCCCUCAACCAGAGCCUGCUGUCAAGUGAGGGAAGUGAAGACGAUGAGCAGGAGGAAGCCAAGGAGCUGCCGGAGCUGCCGGCCUCACCAUGUCACCCCAAACCUCUCGGACAUUGCACUUUUGGAUGCCGUACAUUGGGUCGCAGCAUCCUCACCUUUGACCGCCGCUUGCAUCACCUGCGGUUUGCCCUCAACACCAUGCUGGAGCACCAUGUCAGCACACACAUGUGGAAGAAAAUGCCUCAAGUAUCACCAGGUCUCAGGUCUUGUCGUGUCACACCACCAGCUGUGAGAGCGACAGGGAAACCCUUCCAAUCCACGGGCUCCAAUAGCCUUGACUCUACCUCGAUCGGACAAAUGGAAAACAAAACCACUCAGCACAACUCUCAGAGUACCAAACCGCCUUCUUCCACCUCCCCCGCGAGCCUUGGGCCCGGCCGACGGAGCAACCCUGUUGGACAACAAAGCAAGGUUCAGCAGAAGGAGGUGAUGCCUAUGCAAGAUGCAAGCGCAACACAGAAAGCUACCAGGCUGCCACAGAGCAAUAAGGAAAAAUCCUCCAGAAACGUCAGGGAUCCCCCUCUCCAUGAGAAGGGUCAGCCACGCUCCCCUUCCUGCAAGGGACCAGCCAGUGGUAACUUCUCACAGGGAAAGAAGCCAUGUCCUCCUCUGCCACUGCAGCCCUCAGAGAGACACUUGUCGGCUUUGGAGAAGCGUUCAGCCUUACCUGCAAAAACAGACCGCCCCCCCCGCGGCAGAGGGAGGGCCUCAGGAAUUCAGCAGAAGGCGGUGGGUUUCGAUUGCAAUGGUCGUGGCCAAAAGCGCAAAGGCAGCAAUGAGUCGCCACCAUCCUCCGUAUCCAAAACCUCCAAGUGUAAGCGCUUGUCCUCUCCCUCCCGCUCCAGCCUCCUUGCCUGGAAGGGGGAGAACAUCGGGGAUGGGCUUGCUUGGGGCCUGGACAAAACGUCCAACUCCUAAAGAGUCAGUGCACUCACCUGUUCCUCAUGCAGUCGGCUGAAAACCAAUAGUGUUUUUAUGAUGAUGCAAAUCCAGCCCUGUAAGCCUCAAAAGACAUGUAUGUGUUAUAUUUGUCUUGGAUGUGCGUGCAUGAGUGUGUGUGUGUACACAUCUAUUUACGUCGUCACCUUUUUAUGCACAGAUGUCAGGAAUGAGUGUUUUUCUGCAAAUUAUUGUUUAUUUUUUGUAAAAUAUUUUUUUCUUGAAUGUUUUGGUUAAAAAUACCUCAGUAUUCUCAUGAUGCUGCUAAAGUGAAACGUUUCUUCACAGUGAACAAAUAAAAAAACUUGAAUUCUUGUAGCCCUUUCUUCUGUUAUAUUACAUGGUAAGGUUAUGUACUGGGAGAAUGUUGAUAAUGGUACAAAUGCAGCAUUGUUCAAUUGAGUUUACUCAUUCAUUUCCCAUAAUGAAACAUUUUUUUGGGGUCAUCUUUUAAAUUAUGUAUUCAUGAUUGUCUCUCAACACCUUUGCACAAGUUGUUGUGCA
This is a messenger RNA of Pleuronectes platessa (European plaice), 2507 nucleotides long. RefSeq names its product ataxin 7-like 2b (gene atxn7l2b). The record is from RefSeq and is a predicted model, not a curated record. The transcript is spliced from 9 exons. NCBI's taxonomy places the organism in Eukaryota, Metazoa, Chordata, Actinopteri, Pleuronectiformes, Pleuronectidae. The coding region runs from base 6 to 1982 and encodes 658 amino acids.